This is a messenger RNA of Aspergillus affinis, 927 nucleotides long. Its product is annotated as PhzF family phenazine biosynthesis protein. Gene Ontology annotation, cellular component: cytoplasm. The coding region runs from base 1 to 927 and encodes 308 amino acids. The record is from RefSeq and is a predicted model, not a curated record. Lineage: Eukaryota; Fungi; Ascomycota; Eurotiomycetes; Eurotiales; Aspergillaceae. The transcript has a single exon. Gene Ontology annotation, molecular function: isomerase activity. Gene Ontology annotation, biological process: biosynthetic process.
AUGUUCCUGAAUUAUGCUUUGGUGGAUGUUUUCACAAACACCCCAUUCCUAGGAAAUCCACUGGCUAUUGUGCGUGUGCCCGCAAGCUAUAAAUCCUCUUUAUCUCAAGAAAUCAAACAAAAAAUUGCUGUGGAGUUUAAUCUCUCGGAAACAAUUUUCCUGCAUGAGCCAUCCGAAGAUAGCCAGACCCCUGUCGAGUCUCUCACCAUCGAUACAUUCACACCAAAAUGUGAGAUUCCAUUCGCGGGCCAUCCCACGAUUGGAACCGCCGCCUAUGUCUUUCAGAACUAUCCAGCCGCUCUCUCUGCAAGUCUGAAAGACUUGGUGACCAAAGCGGGCCAUAUCCCCGUUUCGCAGGACGCAACAACCGGUCUUGUGAGCGCACACAUUCCAGUUGAUAUCCACAUAAACCAAGCACGGGUUCCUUCCAAUCUCUCCUUUGUCUCUGAUGCCUCGCCCGCCGUGUCUGUUGUGAAGGGCCUCUCAUUCGUCCUAGCCGCCGUCCGGGAUGUCGAGUCUCUAGGCAAGAUCUCCAGCGGAUUGAUUGAGGAUUGCGUCAACCCACCAUUUCUAGAUGAGGGAUGGAAUGUUGGCUUGAUCGGGACGAAAUACUAUGUCGACCUGGGAAAGGAUGAUCAAGGUUGCAGACAGCUUAGAACAAGGAUGUUCAUCACCUGGGAAGACCCUGGAACCGGCAGCGCGUCGUCUACAUUAGCCUGCUUUUUGGCAUUGAAAGAGCCAAAGGAGGUGGGCAGCGGACCUUUUCACUAUCAUAUUGUUCAAGGAGUGGAGCUGGGGCGAAGAAACGAUAUCUACGUCCGGGUAGUUCGGAGUGAGGAUGGGGAGAAGAUUGCAGAGGUUUUGCUUCAGGGCGAGGCUGUCUCGAUCGGCGAUGGGCGAAUUACAGUCCCGGGUCAGGGUAUAUAA